Molecule: messenger RNA, 1946 nt
Organism: Eleginops maclovinus (Patagonian blennie)
Lineage: Eukaryota; Metazoa; Chordata; Actinopteri; Perciformes; Eleginopidae
Gene: htatip2
Product: HIV-1 Tat interactive protein 2
Exons: 7
Coding region: 132-971 (279 amino acids)
Biological process (GO): import into nucleus
Cellular component (GO): cytoplasm
Source: RefSeq, a predicted model, not a curated record
AGCCGUCAAUCGUUGAGUUUAACGAUCUUGAUCAGUUUUUCCCUCAGCCUAUCAACGAAGCAGAGGAAGCACCAUCUGUGAACAUGAAGCAACACGGAAGUGUCCCAGCAAUUUAGCCAUUGCUCCUGGCAAUGUCUGUUAUGAAACUGCUGGACUCCACCCUAGGAAAAGCGACCGGGAUCUUUACUGUCGUAAUUGUUGUCAUUGCAGUGCUUUUUAAUUAUUUCGACGACCCUGAUCCGGUAAAAUACACCAGCAUGGCUGAGGACACCAAGACUCUGGAAGAAAAUUUCAGGCAGCAAAAUAAAAGCUGUUUCAUCCUCUGUGCCUCGGGGGAAACCGGCCAUAUGUUGCUUCAAGAUCUGCUUGGGCGCAACAUCUUCUCCAAAAUCACCCUGAUCGGAAGGAGGAAGCUCACCUUUGAAGACAAAGCAUACGAAAACUUGGUCCAAGAUGUGGUGGACUUUGAGAAGCUUGAGGAUUAUGCUGCAUCUUUCCAGGGCCAUGAUGUCGGAUACUGCUGCCUGGGAACCACCAAAGCGAAAGCAGGAACUGAAGGAUUCAUCCGUGUUGAUCACGACUAUGUUCUAAAAUCAGCAGAGCUUGCCAAGGCAGGAGGCUGCAGUCAGUUCCACCUGGAGUCCUCCAGAGGAGCGGAUAAAAACAGCAACUUCCUCUACCUCAAAGUCAAGGGACAAGUGGAGGCAGAAAUCGAGGCGCUAGGUUUUGACAGAUUUGCCAUUUACAGACCAGGGGUUUUGUUGGUAGACAGGCAGGAGAGUCGGCCUGCUGAGUGGCUGGCCAGGAAAUUCUUUGGUGCCUUGUCAGCCGUUUGUUCUACAGCCAUGUCCAUUCCAAUCCAAGUGGUGGCAAAAGCGAUGGUGUCUAACACGUUGCUUCAACCGGAGCAGAAAACAGAGAUCCUGGAGAACAAAGACAUCGCCAGUCUGGGAAAGAUUGCAGGGAAAUAAGAAGAUGCAAAAAAAUACACUGAGGUAUUUCCAGCAGAUAUACUGGGACGACUACAAACACUAUUCACAUCAUCACUAUGUCAAUGAUGUUCAUAUACUUGAAAAAUGUGUUGAUUUUAAAACGGAACUGAACAUGAAUUUAUCCAUGAUGUCCAUUAUCAGAAAACCCACAUAUUUUUCCAUCACUCUACUUGACUGUUUUGAUUCUACUAGAUAUUUGGUUUAAACUAUCUGUUUACUUAGCAAAGAUAUUGUAUCUUCAUUUAUUUUGGUCUUCUUUUUCUUUGCUUUUGAGUGAUAUUUUUUGUAAUCAGGGAACUACUGCUAAGCUUCUUUAUGUAAUGGCAUUGCCUUAAAGUAAAUGCUUAAAUGUCGAAUACAAUUAAAAUAUUGGAUGUCUUUAACAUAUUUUCAUUAAAUUAUCAUAGAAAUAUGUGUGUGUUUGAUUUAGAAACAUCCAUUCCAUAAUAGCUGUAUCAAUAUGAACUAUCCUCUGUGAGUAUGACUGCAGUUUAUAUCACAAUUUUUCUAAAAUGUUAUAAUAGAAGUAUGCUAAAUUGUAUGUGAUAAUUGAAUUAUCUGUAACAUGCACAUCCUAGAAAAUCCAUUAAAAAUAAGAUUUUUUAUUUUAGGCUAGCAAUCAAACAAUGUUUGAAAAACUUUGUUAAUAAUUCCUUUUGCAUACUUAAUUCUAAAGCAAGAUUGUAUUCCUUCCAAAGUUAAGUAAUAUAAGUUCUUAAGAACAGCCAAAUUUAGUAUAUUUUAUCUGUUUUCCUCUGAAAGACAAAAAUCAUCCAUGAUGUAGACGCAUGAAAACCAGCAUGUGUGUUCACACAAAUUAAAUAGCUAUUCAGUGACAGACCAUAAUGAAUGUAUCUGGAAAACAAGUUGAGUAUUAUAUAAUUUUUUUGUUAACUGUUUUGUAUUUGAUUUAUUUGAACUUAUUCAAAAUAUAAAUAUUUUUGUGUUUUGAUA